UUUAUGCCAACCUGUACUUUUCUCAAAGUAAAUGAAAAUCGACUUACACCACUUUGAAAAUAAACGAUCCAUAUAUAAACAUCUGCUUAUUCGCGUAUUUUUGUUCACCCUGUAUAUAGCCAAAUUGUGAAAGAGGUUUAUUUGUGACUAUACUGACUGAUGAGGAACUUACUGAAGUUAGCCGUAAUGCGCAAUUUGAGUAUGAUCUUUCGUAAAACGAAUGAUAGAAUAGUGUCAUUUUUAUUUCUUGUAAUUUGAACGUUGAUGUUAAAUAUUAUAAGUUUGUAUUAGCUUGUAUUUAAACUUUAUUCGAGUCAAAUAAGAAUCAGGUUGAAUUGUUUAUGAUAUUUGGAAAAAAUAUUAAAUACAAACAUGAUAGAAGCAGAAACUGUAGGUAAUUUAGUUCAAAAAAUGAUCAUUUCACUUUGUGGAGAACAAAAACCAGAAAUAGUUAGAAAAUGGAUGCGUUUUUCACUUGGAUUAUUAUCAUCAACACAAGGAAUAGAAACAUUACGUGAGGAUGAAAUUACUGUAGCCAGUCAGAUAAAAGAGAAAUUACAAAUAUGUGAUGCUGUACAAUUUGAUAAAUUAUACAAUGAACUAAGAACUGGGCCAUUAAAGAACAGAGCACGAAUUCUUAUAUUUCUAUUGAAUAUGUGCCAGUCAGCAGAACAAUUAAGAGAAAGAGUUUUCUCUGUACCUGAUUUAAAAUUGGGUUCAUGUUCAUCUUCUGCAUCCACCAGUGGCCAAACAUCAGAAAUCUAUGCACCAUCACAAAUUGUAUCUAUAAAUAAUGCAGACAAAACAACAAGAGAUUAUUUAACAAACUCUUACAAAAUAUAUGGUGAAGAAUAUAUUUCAGAAGAUGCAUUAGUACAAGAUCUCAUAUAUUCCUUCCAAGGUAUUGAAGGAAAAAUCCUAAAAUUGGAUUCCAGUUAUGGUUUCCAAAUUGACCCAAUGAUUAGCAUUGAUAGACCAAGAAAACAAGCAACAUUAAGAUUGAGUGAACUAGGUUACUUACACAACAUAGUACAAAAAGGAUUAGAAAGAAUGUCAGCUGCUUCAAGUGGUCAGGUGGCUGAUAGCUUUGUUGCAGCAUUACAUUCUGAAUUAUCUGAAUAUUACAGAUUUAUAGCACUUAUUCAGGAAGAAGUAAACAGAGUUCAGUCACAGUCAGGAUUAUACAGAGUGACAUUGUCCCAUUUACACCUCUGGGCAUAUGAUCCUUUAGAAACUUUAAAAUGGCUAGCAAGUAUAGUAAAAACUUGCCAAGGACAGAAAGGUGGUGCACUAGCUUCUGCAGUAUAUGAAUUUAGUAAUCAUGGUGAUGCUAGUGUAAAAAAAUUAGUCAAAAGAAUUUUGGAAAGUGUUUGUGAACCUUUAUACAAUAUGUUAAUAAGAUGGAUCGCCGAUGGUGAAUUAGAUGAUCCAUAUAGAGAAUUUUUCAUUGAAACUUGUGCUGACAUUACUGGGGAUAGAAUGUGGCAUGAGAAGUAUCAAGUUCGUAACAGUAUGUUACCAUCUUUUAUCACAAAAAUGCAAGCUAAAAAAAUUUUAGGAACUGGAAAGAGUAUUAAUUUUUUACGUGAAGUAUGUAAAGAUUUUACCCCAUGGCAGGGAAAGCAUACAGAAAUGUUUAAAAAUUUUAGUGAAGAAUAUAAAGUUGAUGUUCUUUUUGAUAUGGAUCCUGAUGGUCGGUUGCAAACAAUGAUGGACACAGCAUAUAAGGAUACUUCAACCAGAGUUGUAGAAGUGUUAACAAAACAGUACCAUUUAAUGGAACAUUUGCAUGCAAUCAAGGGUUAUCUUUUACUGGGGCAAGGACAUUUUAUCCAACAUCUAAUGCACUUAUUAGAGCCAGAAUUAGAUAAACCAGCCAGUUCUUUAUAUCCACAUAAUAUAUCUUCUAUUCUGGAAACAGGAAUAAGAGCUACCGCUACGAAAAUAGAUGAUUUGGAUAUACAGAGGAGGCUCGAUGUAAGGUUAUUAGCGCCUUCAGAAAAUGAAAGGGGGUGGGAUGUUUUUAUUCUUGAUUAUAAUGUAGGUGGUCCCAUUGGCACGAUUUUAGAACCAUGUAGGCAAACAUAUCAAACUGUAUUUUUUGCUUUAUGGAGAGCUAAAAGAAUGGAAUCUAUAUUAUCUACAAUUUGGAAACAUCAAAUAACAUCAGCUAAAAUGUUUAGUAAGAUGCCAGAAGUAUUAUCAAUUCAAACUCAUAUCCAUUUAAUCACUAGCAGCAUGGUUCAUUUGGUUCAUCAAAUGCAAUAUUUUUUUUUAUUUGAGGUAAUUGAGUGUUCUUGGGAUGCAUUUGCAAAACAGUUAGGACAAGCAGCAUCUCUAGAUGACAUAAUUACAUCACAUAACCAUUUUAUAGAUGCAGUAAGGCGUGGCACUUUGCUUGAUGAAAAAUCCCAAGAACUUAUGGACCAUUUACGUUCUGUUUAUGGUCCAAUCUUGGAUUUACAAAACCUAGAAGAAACAUUUCUUACACGUGCUACGCUAGAAUAUGAGGCACGAUUGAGAGAUAACAAUUCAAUGAAUAUAACAUACACAUCACCAAGUCAGCUAGAUUUUUCGGGUACAGAUAAUGCAGACAUUGCUAAACGUCAAGCUGGUUUUUCCAAAUAUUUGAAUACACUUUCAAUUCAGCUUAGACUACUUUCAAGGACCUAUCAGGAUAGGGUAAAGAAAUUCCUCAUAAUGCUUGCAUCAGCUGAAGAUGUCUCUUUACAAUUAUUAAGUGUAAGAUUAGAUUUUAAUGAAUAUUAUAAAAGUAAAGAUAGUCGUCUUGUUGUGCCAUUAACUUAUUUACAUCGGAGACAAAGCGAUCAAAGUUACCUUAGUUGUAAAUAAUAUAAGCCAACAAAAUUUUCACUGUUACGUAUCAAUUAAAUACAUUUUUUUUAUAAAAAUUUAUCAAACAUUUAUUUAUAUUAAU
Molecule: messenger RNA, 2938 nt
Organism: Megachile rotundata (alfalfa leafcutting bee)
Lineage: Eukaryota; Metazoa; Arthropoda; Insecta; Hymenoptera; Megachilidae
Gene: Grip91
Product: gamma-tubulin complex component 3
Biological process (GO): microtubule nucleation; meiotic cell cycle; cytoplasmic microtubule organization
Cellular component (GO): spindle pole; gamma-tubulin complex; microtubule organizing center
Molecular function (GO): gamma-tubulin binding; microtubule minus-end binding
Source: RefSeq, a predicted model, not a curated record